UUUUUUAAAGAUUUAUUUAUUUUAUGAGUACACUGUAGCUGUCAGACACACCAGAAGAGGACAUCGGAUCCCAGAUGGUUGUGAGCCCCCACGUGGUUGCUGGGAAUGGAAUUCAGGACCUCUGGAAGAGCAGCCAGUGCUCUUAACCGCUGAGCCAUCUCUCCAGCCCUAACCUUGAACUUUAAAUGAUAGAACUCUUUUUGAACAUUUCAGGAAGUACAGUCUUCUGGCUGUUGAUUGAUGGGAGGGUGUGGCGGCACCCACUUAGACUCGGUUCCUCUUUAUCUUUCUCCUCAAUUCCUGGAGCUCGCUCCAGCCUUGCUAACUCUCUCCAGGUCUGGAUGGCACAGGCGAGCUCUGGUUCUGAGCAGUUGUUCCACUGUUUCAGAGAAAGUAUGCUGCGGUCUCCAGGGGAUGUUGCUGAGCUCGGAGUUCCUUAGCUCCAUAGUUCUCUCUCUAGGAGACCUCAGUGUUGCAGGGUUCCAACAGUGGGGGCGGGGCUGCCUACUGGCCUCUAGACAAGAGAGCGGUUCACCGGGCCCUUCCCCCGCGUGGCUGUUUCACUCGUGCCCAUUCUUUGCUCACUCGUUCCAGUGCCACGUCAUAGGCGACAUACCCCACAGUGUGUGCCUUGUCGUGGGCUCCUUCGAUGCUAGGGAAGCGUCUCUGAACCAUUGACUCCAUUUGAAGUCGCCAAUUGUGCAGAGCAGUCCGUAUGGGUGGAUACCUGGGCCGGGCUUGCCCUCCACCCCUGUCUGUGUCCGCUAGGGACCCGCAGAAGAAUCCCUUAGCACCCGAUCACUGUAUUUCCCGGUCUCCCCGCGUUAAUUCCAUGGAUGGGUGUCUGAACACGGCUGAUAGUUUGCCUUUUGAAGAUGGUGCAGCUUUAGCCCAUCCUCAGCAGCACCCUGAGCGCAUUGUGGUUGCCCAGGCACAGAACUAUCCAGUGGAGAAGUUUUCCUCUGAAUUCUUAGGUAACCAGCACAACUCAGUGCCGACACUUUCUAGUCCCAGGAUGUCCCAAAACUCAAUAAUCCUGAAUGUGUUCUCUGGUAAGGGCAGAGACACACUCCGUUUUGUUCUGGUGCAGCCCGUCCUGAUUAUAUGGUCGUUUCUUACUAGCCACCUCUUGACUCAAUCUAGGAAGGAGACACAGAUUAAUGCUCUCCAAGAGAGCAGCCAAGUUCAAAUCAAGAAAAAGAAAGAUCUCACUAUCUUGGGAGAAGGUGAAGAAGGAUUUACCAAUCAGGGGGAAGGCUCCCCAGUCACUGAAAGACCUUGUGAUCAGGGAAAGGAUUCUGAUCGCAGCGUGAGUGCCUCGUCAGCCUUUACACGUCUAUUUGUCAAUGGUGUGCUCUCUUCUUUUAUACCCAAGCCAGGUCCUCUGGAUAGAGAUAUCUGUUCCAAGAACUCAGUAAAGAGCGGUACUAAGGAAUACCAGAUCGCCUUCAAGAGCUCAUGCAAACGAAAUGCCAUUGCCAGCUCCUACAGUUCCUCUCAGGAACAGUGGCCACCAGAGAGAAUUUGUGUACAUGCUACCCGAAGGGCUGGGCCUGGUGCUCCUUCAGCAGCCCCAGGGGCUUCUAAAGGCGCAGCUGCACAUGAUAGUCGAGGUGCUGUCCCAGGUGUUGCUCCAGGCGCUAUGUCAGGUGCUGCUGCACGUGCAGCCACAGGUGCUGCCCCAGGAGCUGCUUCUAGUGAUGCUUCAGGGGUUGACACAGGUGAUGCUUCAGGUGUUGCACGUGCUACCACAGAUGCUGCCCCAGGAACUGCUUCUGCAUGUGAUACCCAAGGUGCUGUUCCUGGUGCUGCUUCAGGCACUUCUGCAGGCAUUACUCUAGGUGCUGCUUUUGGUGUUGCUGCGCGUGCUGCCCCAGGAGCGGCUGCAAGUGUUACCCCAAGGACUUCUGUACGUGCUGCUCCAGGUGCUGUUGCAAGUGUUACCUUAGGGGUUGCUGCAUGGGCCGCCAUAGGCACUGCUGCAAGUGUUGCCCCAGAUGCUGCUGCAGGUACCGAUUCACGUGCUACCCGAGGCGCUUUGAGGGGCGCUGCUGCACGUGCUACACGAGGCGCUUUGAGGGGUGCUGCUGCACGUGCUAUCCGAGGCGCUUUGAGGGGCGCUGCUGCACGUGCUACCCAAAGUUCUUUGAAAGGCGCUGCUUCACGCGCUUCCCGAGGUGCUUUGAGAGCCGCUGCUGCACGUGCUAUCCGAGGCGCCUCAAGAGGCGCUGCUGCACGAGCCAUCCGAGGUGCUUUAAAAGGCACUGCCGCACGCGCUACCCAAAGUUCUUCGAAAGGCGCUGCCGCACGUGCGACCCGAGGUGUUUCCAGGGGCUCUGCUGCACGUACUACCCGAGGCGCUUUGAAAGGUGCUGCUGCACGUGCGACCCGAGGUGCUUUGAGAGCCGCUGCAGCACGUGCUACCCGAGGUGCUGCCAAAGGUGCUGCUUCGUAUGCUGUGUCACUCCCAGAUUGGGCUUUGUCCCAGUUGCAGGUGCUUGCCAAGAAAUGCAGGGAAAAAAGCUGUGAACGUAGCUCUACCAGUAGUCCGAAAAAAAAGAAAAAGAAACAUAGGGAAGCUGAGCAGGCAACUAUCACAGAUACCCAAGUUCAGCAAGAAGACCCAAGGAAUGGCCUCCCCACACCUGAUAUCCCAAGGCCCGUGAGACGCAAGAUCCCUCUGUUGCUGCCCCAUAGUCGAGGUGUUCCACUGAUUCUGCCCCAAUCUGGAGAACUAUGUUUUGAUAUCACUGUAGACGACUUUGACCUAGAGAAGAAAACUACUGUGCAGUGGAUCAACAAGACCUUGAAGGAUGAUGGUGUCAAGGCCUGGCAUAAUUAAAUGACCUGCGGAUAGACACAUGGCACUGAGCACUUAAUGCUGAUCUUCAAUCCCAAGCAUCCAGUUUUUUGUACUCUAUAAAUGCAAUAUAAUAUCACAUUCUAUGUUAGAGCCAUUUUGAUACUUAAAUAAGAUUGUUACCAAGUA
This is a messenger RNA of Rattus norvegicus (Norway rat), 2989 nucleotides long. Its product is annotated as nuclear envelope pore membrane protein POM 121-like. The record is from RefSeq and is a predicted model, not a curated record. Lineage: Eukaryota; Metazoa; Chordata; Mammalia; Rodentia; Muridae.